UAGUUCGGUUAUUUCUACCCGGAGACAUCUAAGCUUCCCACCGAUUACGUUUGUUGAUAGUACACUGCUAGCGCGCUUCCUGUUGUUGUCAUAAAGUGUAGUCCAGGUUAAACAAGUGGAUGUUUAUGAUUGGAAAAUGUUCGCAGCGGGUUUGAAGUGUCCCGGCUGCGGCUCCUCCAACAUAGUGGACGAUGAUCUCUACUGCCAAGCCCAGCUGGUGUGCGUGGACUGCGGCUCGGUGGUGUCUGAGGGGACCCUGGCCGAUGACCCGGUGGGGGGUACAGAUGUCAGCUACAGCAGGACCACAGCAGUGACAAAAAAGCCCUGCCUCAAUCUGAUAAAAGGUCUGGAGCGCGUGAAAGAAAUGUGUCGGAUUCUCCGGCUCAACAGUGAAAUAGAGGAUCUGGCAUUGACGUAUUUCAGGCAGGCCUACCAGCAGGAGAGCUUCAUCAACGUGACCCUCCAGAGGAAGGAGGUGCUUGCUGGCUGCUGCGUGUACGUGAGCUGCAGACAGCGGGACUGGCCGAUCACUUUGGGAACCAUCAGCAGCCUCCUGGACGCCGACCCGACGCUGGUGGGAGGCGUUUACCAGGAAAUGAUCAAGAUCCUGAACAUCCAGGCUCCUUUUGUCAGUAUCACAGAUGUCAUAGAAGCGCAUGUUCAGGAAUACAAAAUAAGUGCACAACACGUUACUAAAGAGCUGGCGGAGGACUCCAAGGUGUUGACCAAACGAGCCGUGGCAUUGGUGGAGUUGGCAGGAGAUUCCUGGAUCGUGACCGGACGACGGCCCCUACCCAUCAUGAUGGCGGCAACGUAUUUGGCCUGGCAGUCUUUGAACCCCAACAGACAUCGCCUCAAGCUCUCCCUCGACAAAUUCUGUCACCUGGCCAACGUGCAAAAGCGCAAACCAGCUGUAAUGAGAAUAACAGAGCUGAAGGAAGUGCUAUGUAAGCUCGGACGGGAACUUCCCUGGGUCAGGGAAACGGUGACUCAGGACAACGUUGUUCGGCUGGUGGGGGAUAUUCUAGACCACCGGCACACACUGCUUACUCGGGCUCUGAGAACCCAUGAGACUGCGAUGCAAGCCGAUUGCCCUCAGGCCAGCGCUUUGAACUCUCCAACAGAGGAGGUGACGCCGUCCCAAAGGUCUGAGAGCAGGGAUCAGACUGCAGACGCUUCCUCUGCGCUGCAACUCUGUCCCACUGACAGGACGGAAAACCAAGAGGGAGACGACUCUCACCAGACUGAAGACCCAGAACCAAACUGGGGUGUAAGGGUCCUGUUUGCUCCUCCCUGUGUGGUUCAUGCCAAGAGGAGGAGAGUGGAGCCGCCGCAUGUGCAGAACAUUACCGGCGACGAGGAAAUCUCCGACAGCGAGAUCGAUUCGUACAUCCGCACUCCACAAGAAGCUCGAGCCUUUGCCCUGAUGCAGAAGGCGGUGUCCUCCUCUGGCAGUGGGAACUCCUAGCUAACUUACACUUGUUUAAUUAAGAGUUAACCUUUUGUUUGUUUGUUUGUUUUUUUGAAGGAUGUGUAAUUGUUAAAAGAUUUUAGAAAAACAGUUUUUGCAUUUCUGAUUCAUUACUAUUGAACAUGCCGUUUUCCUGCUUGUUGCAGAGUCUGAGAUAGUUUUUUUUUUUGACUAUUUUAUUUAAAAUUUAUGUUGCUUAACAUUAUUUUAUUGUUGCAACAAUGAAGCAAUUUAUUGCACAAAUUAAUAGUUGAAAAUAAACUUUCACGUAUAUGUGAGCCUUAAUUUAUACUUUUUACUAUCCGGGUGACCUUUGAUUUGUCUGCACAAGAAUUUUACUCCAUAAAAUGUAUAUUUCCUACAA
This is a messenger RNA of Poecilia latipinna (sailfin molly), 1835 nucleotides long. It is a transcript of the gene brf2, whose product is annotated as BRF2 general transcription factor IIIB subunit. Bases 137 to 1468 code for a protein of 443 amino acids. Gene Ontology annotation, biological process: transcription preinitiation complex assembly; DNA-templated transcription initiation. Gene Ontology annotation, cellular component: transcription preinitiation complex; nucleus. NCBI's taxonomy places the organism in Eukaryota, Metazoa, Chordata, Actinopteri, Cyprinodontiformes, Poeciliidae. The transcript has 4 exons. The record is from RefSeq and is a predicted model, not a curated record. Gene Ontology annotation, molecular function: TBP-class protein binding.